Schistosoma bovis is the source of this 2027-nucleotide messenger RNA. The record is from the annotation of a GenBank genome assembly. NCBI's taxonomy places the organism in Eukaryota, Metazoa, Platyhelminthes, Trematoda, Strigeidida, Schistosomatidae.
UAUGAAACCAAUAACCUUAUUGGUGGCUUUUAAAUUCACCUUAAAUCUGCAUAAUGAGCAUGUCAGAUCAGGACAGUGACACAGAACAAGAUGUACUCGAUGACACUGUCGUUAAUAAGUAUAAAAUGUCUGCUGAGGUUACAAAUGCGGUUUUACUCGAGUUGAUUGGUCUUUGUGUUGACGGCGCUAACAUCGUUGAGUUGUGUGAAUUAGGUGAUAGAAAAAUCUGUGACAAAGUAUCUCAGCUAUUUAAAAAAGAGAAAGAGAUGAGAAAAGGUAUUGCCUUUCCCACUGCAAUCAGCGUGAACAAUAUGAUACGUCACUACUCUCCUAUUGAAAAUGAAGCAUUUGGUCCUAUAGAAAUAAAAACUGGAGACCUUGUCAAAAUUGAUGUUGGUGCCCAUAUAGAUGGUUAUGCUGCUAUAGUCGGACACACUUUUGUUGUUGGUGCAAGCCAGGACAACAAAAUCACUGGCCGAAAAGCUGAUGUUAUACUGGCCGCACAUGCAGCAGCAGAAGCUGUCAUUCGGCUAUUAAAACCGGGAGUGGAGAAUCUAAAGGCUUCAGAAAUUGUAAGUAAAACUGUUACAGAUUUUAACUGUCACGCCGUGGAAGGCAUGCAAUGCCAUCAAAUGAAAAAGCUUGUAUAUGACGCAGAAAAAAACAUUGUUUUCAGUCCUACGGAAGAGCAGAAAAAGACAGUUGAAAAGUGUACUUUCGACAUAAAUGACGUAUGGAAUGUGGAUAUUAUUGUAUCGACGGGUGAUGGCAGACCACGGGAACAUAGAGCGCGGACAACUUUGUUUAAGAAAAAUGAAACUUUAUACCAAUUAAAAAUGAAAGCCGCACGUCAAUUAUAUAGUGAAAUUACAAACAGAUUCCUGGCAUACCCAUUUAGUUUACGUGCCUUUGAUGAUGUCAAAAGAGCUCGACUAGGUAUUUGUGAGUGUAUAAAACAUGGGGUCAUUGAACCACUUCCAGUUGUUUGUGAAAAAGAUGACGAAUUUGUUGCUCAAUUCAGGUUUACCGUUUUACUCAUGCCUAAUGGUCCAAUGAAAGUCACUGGGUUGACUUUCGAUCCUUCUCUGUACAAAUCCGAACACAAAGUCAAAGACCCAGAAAUCAAGGAACUGCUUUCCCAACCUAUUAAGAUUCAAAACAAAAAGAAAAAGCCUUUAAAACCAGAAUCCGUUGCUAAAAUUUCAGCGUAGAAAUCUUGUACUGUUUGACUUUCAAAUAAAGUUUGUCGUCUAAAAUAGUUCAUUUUUUUAUUCAUUGGGUCAAGUUACACAGUCUGCAAUCGAUAUUACUGGCUAAUGUUCAACUUCUUACGCAUACAAAUACCUUCAGUUUCCUUUCAAUCCAGUAUAGUAGUAAUCGUUUUGACAUACUUUCAUGUACAUGUACAUGUAAGUUGGCUAUAGAUAGUUUGUUUUUCUCAAGCAGGUGCAUUAUUAUAUGUUAACCUAUCUGGAAAUUUUUUAACCAUAAUUCCAAUCUAUACGUAGGUCUGUAAAUAAUCUUAGUCAAAUCUUCUUGUGGCUACUCAGUUAAUAUCUGUCAUUAUUCUCUGCCUUGUCCAAAUUAACUUCCACACUCGCUGUAGGCUUUAAACUUUCUUAGUGAUUCUAACCAAUAACUGCAAUAAUUUGAGGAAAGGAACGGUCAUUUUAAAUAUGAAAUCCUAGACAUUAUGUGGUGUGUUUGACCAUCUAAUGCUCAUUUGUUAAACACCCAGUUUUCGACUAAAUCAUUAACAAUGAGUUACUUGCAAACUUUCCUACUCCUCUAGGUUGCACUUGUGUUCGAAUGCUUUCAUAUGACAAACUUGGGAUUCACAGUGAUAACCAUUACUUGGAUUUAAGUAGAGGGAUUCUGGUUACUCAUAAACACUUAUUGAACGCAAAUGGUACGUCAUGACUUGAAGCGGUGCAUAUAAGACGAUAUUUGGUAAAUAAGUCAAAUCAACAAAUAUAUAGAAAAACUGUAAAUUAGGAAAUUAUUGUUAAUUAAAUUCUAAUAAUUUU